Messenger RNA from Porites lobata, 5112 nucleotides. The record is from the annotation of a GenBank genome assembly. NCBI's taxonomy places the organism in Eukaryota, Metazoa, Cnidaria, Anthozoa, Scleractinia, Poritidae.
AGCAAGGUAGAAUUUGUAUUCAAGGCAGCCAAUUGUGCUAGUGCAAAUAUUAAGAUAAGUGAAGAUCUUGGUUUCCUAGACCUGGGGAGAAUCGAUCAAGAUUACAUAAAAGACCCGGACUUACGUGAAAUAUUGGCCAAUACAAAACUGGACAUCAAUAAAGCAGAAGUCUUUGAAGACAAAAAGCUGCGUUUGAUAACCUCAGUAAUUUACAGCGAGCGAUUUGAGAUUAAAGGCAACAGAAAGAGCGAGGUAAAUUUACCCUUUGAUAACUACCCUAAAUGAUAUCAUAUAGAGAAGCAAAGGGUACAUAAAAGGGGGUAGCACGUCCCAGACCGCCCUCCCCCCCCCCCCCCCCCUCCUAGGUAGCUCGCGCCUUGCGGCGCCAAAAAAAUUUCGCGUCCAGUGUUCGCCACUUGUCGAAAACCCUGGACUUAUCAUAUUGAGCUCGAAGUGAGUGAACUCAACUGUUGGUGGCAUGUUAUGACGAGAGGUAUGGGGAAGACUGGUGAAAUAACUUUUCUUCUUGAUCUCCGCGCUUUUGAGUCUGAAAUAGAAAUAUAGCCAAAUGAGCCUGGGUUAAAAUGUUUGAAGUCUGUCUGUGCCUGCCAUGACCGGUUGUACAAUAACUUUUCCCUUUCCCCUUUUGGCGACAUUUUGCUGUGUUUCAACAAUUUGAAUUUGUAGCGUAAGGAGCCAUAGCAGAAUAGCCUGAUGUGAUGUGCCAAGAGUACUCUUUAGAAAUACUCGUCCAAAAUUGCGCCAAAAUUAAUAUUUUAACCCUGAAAUAUUGCUUCUGUUGGUUGCCUGUGUACCUUGUUGUUGUGUAUAUCGCUUCUGUUGGUUUUGUUGGUUAUUUUCUGUUUAUUGGUGACUUUAUUCGUUGUUAUUUGUAUUAAUUUCGAAGAUGGACGUGGACGGCGAAGUCAAUAUUCCCGUGCACCCUUUGGCACAGCUAAAGGGAAAAUUUAAGAAGAGCAAUAUUCCCCCAAAGAUUGCUAGUAGGAACACUCGUGGACCAUUCCUUUUCAAGUGUUGCCGUGUUAUUUAUAACAAGGAAGAAAACCGAUUGGAGCUUCCGAAAGGAGAGGUAGUCGGCAAAAAUGUUUUCAGAGGUGAUGAGGACGACGAGGACGAUGAGGAAUAUAAAAACUCAGCAGUAAGCCUGGAGGAGGGGGAAGAAACCAAUUUGACAGGUAUAAUUAAUAAUGUUUUUUAAACAACACAAGGGUUUUAGUUUAUAUAUAUAUUUCGUAUAUACACACUCAGUGAUCUUGGUGAUUUAAGCAAUCUGAUUGGUUCGCUAUCUCGGACUAUUCAACAAUAUUCACCUCCUAGCGAGUGGAUAAUGUGUGAGCUCGGUGUUUUUCCCAUUUUUUAGAGAACGAUCUUUUAAAAGUCGACAGAAUCCUAGGGCUGACUUUUUUUAAGACAAGUAAAGACCUGGAAGGAUUCAAUACGGCGUUUUUCAAUUUACUGUCGCUGAGUUUUGUGCUCGAUGGAUUGUUUACAACUCCCGUGUAUUCACGUAGAAGAAGCCGUUUCGUGAACUCAGCGUUUUCUAACAGGAAAAUUUUGGCUCAAAAUCGAAGUCCUGAUGUUUCCCUCGACUUCGUCUCAGGAAACAUCAGGACUCUCGGGAAAACUAAACUAACUGGUUUCCCGAGGGAUCUGACAUAUAUACCCGCAUGGAUGCAUUGACUACAGGCAAUUAACUGUUUAGCAGAAUUACAUGCAAAACUGAUGUCUUGGUGCGAAUAUUUCCACGCCCUAUCCGUGAUUAAUCAAAGGCUUGCCAGAUUACUGGGUCGCAGUCAUCUUCCAACACACACCCACAUCAUCCUUAAAAUCCUCCUUCUUGACUUUGCGAACUUUGUCUGUAAGAACAAUAUUAGGUCCCUCAACAUGCAACAACUUCAGGUUUUACAAAUAUAAAGGUCCACCAAUCCAUUUAAGUUAUUCUUGAUAUCCCAAUGGGCUCAUCUGAUGUUAAAUCUCUUUUAGUCUGAGCUGUAUUAAGACCUAUUAAUGAGUCAGUACCUUUUGUAAAGAAAGCCGCGAAAAGCAGUAGAUUUACUGAAAAAAAAAAAAACACUGUCUUAACGGGCUUUGAAGUCUACUUUCAAAACGAUCUACGGUGGGACAGUUUGGCUUUUUCCAUUCCAUUCAAAUCUUUUAAAUUUAAAACCAGUCACUGACUAAGAACACUAGACUUCCCAGAGCUGCAUAUAACUCCGUUAGAUUUUAAGAGUGUCAGCAUCAGCAUUUUGCGAAACUUCAUCAGACAAUCGAAGACAGACAUUUCCAAGUCAUGUAUUUUUGCGCAAGGUUAAAGAUAAUAUUAAAACAAUUUCACACUCCUGUCUAGUUUUUUGCGACAAGUGUUGAUGGCCUACCAGACUAGAAGUCUCUAUUUUGGUCUAUCGGCCCAAUUUGCAUAAAACCUUGAAAGAGCAAAAUUCGAACAUAAUUCGAGCCGUUUCUGGUUGAGUGGCGUCAAGUCGUUAUCACGCAACGAUCUGAACGAUAGCUAACUUGUUGUUAUGAUUGAGUGUGAUUGAUGAUUAAUAAAGAAUAGUAGGGAACAAUAGCAGUUUAUUUCAAACCCAACUGAAAAAGCCACGCGAACGUUUUUCAUACCUCUACAACGCAAAGUUGAAUUAAUAGACACUAAAUCAUAAACCCAAUCAGGGUCGUAACUAUCAAAUCCAAGAUGUAGAAAAACCUUUGGCGGGCAAGAAUUAAUACCAAAUAACUACUCUCUAACACCUUAGAUUCUUUCACAAGUGAGGAUAGUGCAAAGCUGGAGGAUAUAAAGGAGUCAGUGUUGAAACCUACCAAGAACAGAGAGGAGCGUAAAGAACGGGUCAAAAAGUACCUGCAGUGGGUAAGAACAAUUACAGCAAAUAAUCAAGAGCUCAUAACCCGGAGAGUAAACAUGACUCCCAUGAGAUAACUCUUCGCAAUCGCGUUAUCACAGAUCAAGUUAUCUUCAGUAUUAUUUCGGAGUACUUUUCCUUUAAAUGUCAUAAAACAUCAAAGACAUUUUUUUUUGGCCUCCACUUAUUACUGACUGAUUUUUUAAAGACUUUUUUGAUAGUCAGAAAUUGCGGGAAAUCGAUCUAAAAUAAACUAAUAUGUGAAAACUCCGUUACGUUGAAGGGAGCUCCAGGGGUAUAAGCCUUCAUGGUCACACACAAAUCAACUUAAGGGAGAGAAACUGAAAAUAGGGCAAAAGUCAGAUAUCAGUGAGAAGCCACUCCUUGAUUCAAUUCACAUGAGUCAAGUCAUUUCACGAUGUACAAUGGUCUUCAAUGCUUACUAGUGAAAAAAUUUGAAUAUUUUAUACAUUAGGUUUUGACGUUUGAAAAGAAGUCCCUACAGUCGAAAUUCUCGUGUGGGCCACCCCGACUUAAUUCAUGGAUCCACCCAAAUUAGAAAUGUCACCUCUUGUUAACUGAUACAAACGUCGAUCUUUUAACAAUUUAAUGACUUCAUUGAAGAGAUUAGGUUCGCCGGGUAGAUGAAGAGUUCGACUGGACUUCUGUACUUACCUUUUUACUUACUAUAAUUGCAGUUUGUAGACGCGCUGACAACAGGCCAGAAAAGGUUGCGUCUUGAUGAGCCUCUUACUGAUGAAGAUUGCCAGUUUCUUCGAAGCAUUUUUGUGCCCGCCAUUAAGAAUCAGUCAAUUUUGUCUCUCCCAAAAAAUUUUGACGAAGAAAAGAUUCAAGGAUACGCAAUUGUUUUGAAGUUUAUUUCUGGUAAGAUCCUGCCUGUUUGCACAAAUAUUUUCUUUGCAAUAUUUACUAUUUUGCUAUCCUGGUAAAAUCAGGAUUGAAUGAACAAAUCAAAAGAAGAGUCAUGACGGUAUAAUAGUUAUUAAAUGAGGCAAAGUAUGACAUGAAUGAUAUUGAACAAUUAAUGCAGAUUGAGAUAGGUGUUAUCCAACCCCGGACCUAUGGCCGAGGUGGAUAACAACCUCCGAGAUCUGAAUGAUUCGUCAUAUCAUAAGAAAGCCGAAUCUGAUUUUGUUGUUGUUGUUAUUUUUUCAAAAUAUUUUCUCUGAAGUUCUUUAACAUCCUUACCUCCCCACAGGCAUUCUUUUUUAUGCAGAUACUCCUAAAAUAUUUUUAUGAUUAGAAUACUCACGUUGUAUAAAUGUUUACUAGACGAUUCUGUUUAUAAAUACUACGAGAAUUAUGAUUUGUCGUUCUUGAUCAUACAAAGGGCCAUCUCGUAAGAAUGUACUAACAUAAGUUUAAGUAUAAGAAACUGGUGAUCACCAGACUAAGGCAAUAAUGUCCAUAUUUUUGUGACUAUAAGUAUGAACAAAAAUAUGGACAUUAUUGCCUUAAAAAAUCUUCAUUCCUCACACACAUCAUAGUUAGUCAAGGAGACUGGUUAUGAAAGCCGGCAAACAUCAAAGGUGAAAACAACGGUUCGGUAGUUUAUUUCCGAAGCUUCCUGCUGACCAUGCACAAUCCUAUCGCGCAGUGGUGAGAGCACUCGCCUUCCACUAAUGUGGCCUAGGUUCAAUUCCCUGCGUUGAAGUCAUGUGUGGGUUGAAUUUGUUGUUGGUUCUCUCCCUUUCUCCGAAAGGCUUUUCUCUGGGUGAUCCGGUUUUCCCCUCUCCUUAACAACCAACUCUUCCAAAUUCCAAUUAGAUUUGGAAGGCACGGACACUUUUCAACCAGUUCUCUUGAACUCCUAAGCGCUCCGUGGGUAAACAAAUUACUUGCAUUUUUUUUUUCACGGCAAAUUAUGACUAAAUUAAAUAAAUUAAUGCGACGUUUCUAUUGGUCACUAAGUUCAAAAUAAUAAGAAUGCUACUGAACGUUAGGCACGCCAGUCAUGUCCAAAAAAGCAAACAAAAAGUGAUAUAACAGCGGGUUUUAUAACCAUUUCACUUUAAAUUAGUGACUAAACGUGCGCAUACUUGCAGGGUCAGUUUGUCGUUAGAUUAAUUGUUAGCUUAACCUGAACUGAUUUUGUUAAAAAGAAAUCUAUGUUCCAUCUUGAUUCCAUACUCUAGACUUGUCUGAGGAAAGCUGGGAUGAAAUAGAGAAAGCUUGGGCUGAGAAGGAAGAGCAUUUGGAAGACAACAAAUGA